Molecule: messenger RNA, 925 nt
Organism: Micromonas commoda
Lineage: Eukaryota; Viridiplantae; Chlorophyta; Mamiellophyceae; Mamiellales; Mamiellaceae
Exons: 1
Coding region: 135-872 (245 amino acids)
Source: RefSeq, a predicted model, not a curated record
UUGGCGCGAAAAUCCCCGCGAAAGAAACCGCGGUUCUCGGAAAGCGAACGAGCGCGUCGUCGUCGUCGCCCGGGCACCACGGCUCGUGCCGAUGCUCGUGCCCCCCCGCGUCCGCGCUCGGCCAGUGCGUGGACAUGCGCGGCGUGGACGCGAGGUCCUGCGACUACGACGAGCUCGUCGCCGCCGCCGCCGGGUUCUGCCCGUCCAUGGGGGUGCUCGGGUCUUCGUUUCCUCCUCUCGCUUCAUCCGAGUCGGCCGGUUCGUCCGAGACCGUUCGCGCCGGCAAACUCGGAGGUUUCGCGUGCCUUCCCUCCGCGGACGGGCUGGCGUCGUUCCUGUGCGAGCCCGUGAGCUUCGGGUCGUGCGCGUGGAGCGACGAGGCGUGCGGCGGCGAGACGGAAUACGCCGCGACGCGAUCGGCGUCGAGCUCGUUGGGAGGAGUCGGAGGGCGCGGCGCCCGCGGCGAGCGGGCCGGCGGCCUCGUCCUCACGACGCCGUCGAGGGCGUCGUACGUGGACCUGAGGUACGGGUCGAAGGACGACGUGGAAAGUCAGGGAAGCUCGGACCUGGGCGCGGACGAGGCUGCCGACGGAUCGACGUCGGCGGAGGGUCGCGCUCGACUGGACGACGGCGGCGGGUCGAACAAUCCGCGCGGGCUGAUCCACCAGACGCGGGAGACAAUCGCGGCGCUCGCCGUGCUCGGCGUGGCGGCGCUGCUGAUGACCACGCGCGUCGCCCGGGCGUACGUCCUCGAUCCGAUCUUUUCGCCCGUCGUGAGCCCGACGGUGUUGAACAGCGUCGGCAUAGACCCGGAGACGCCGCUGACGCCGGCUGAGAAGAAGGGCGCGAGGUACUACGGAGGGUUGGACUAGCCAGACGAUCGACGAACGGCACGCUAGACUACCUUGUACUAUACUACCACACG